CUCACCUCUCCCCUAAUUCUCCACCCCCUGCCCCAGGCUCAACUCUGCUCCUAAAUAUCCUCCCAUCUCCUCUUCCAAGCUCUAUUUUUAAAAUCAGAUUUCCUUUACUGUACAAGUGAGCUGACAGGGAGAGGUAUUCGCCGAGGGAUUGGCCCCCCCGAUUCCCCCAACACCAACCCUUCAUAGACACACGUAGGCAGCCCUGACCCAAUGGGCCACUUGCUCAGAGGCAAGCAAGGAGCUGACCUGCCCGAGAAGCUCCAGGCACCGAAGGUGGUUCUGAUCUCCGUCCAGUCACUGACCGGACGCGUCACACCCUUACCAGUCUUCAGAGAACACUCCUUUCCAUCCGACGAAAUGAUAGAACCCUCUGAAGACUCAUUUGAGACGAUGAUGGAGCAUAAGAAUCCAUCAUCAAAACAAAUGGAGUCCUCCGAGGGCUCAUCCAGCACCACCACGGAGACGUCAGGCCGCGGAGCGCAGGAGGCGGCGGGGCCGGCCAGGGGCCCUGCCCGGGAAAUGGAAGAGCUGCCCACUGACCUCCUCCAAGACAUGGAGGAGCCAUCCAGUGGCCCACAUAGGGAAAUAAAGGAUCCACCCAAUGACCUACUCCAAGACCUGGAGGAGUCACACGAUGGCUCACGUCAGGAAGUGGGGGAUCCAUUUGGCGAGGCGCCUGACAGAAUGGAGGAAGCAUCAGUCAACCCGCGUGGAGCCCAGGAAGAGCAACCCCAGGGCACUGACCUGGCUGAGCUGGCAGAGCAGGGGCGUCCUGAAGAGCCGUCCGAGGCCUCGACUGCAGAAAUCAUGGCCAUGGUGAGGUCCAUCAUCUCGCUGUACUUCCGAAUGCAAGACCUCAGAGAGCAACAGAGAGUAGCGGAAGAGAUCCUGAUGAGAGCGAUCCAUGCUGGCCGGCUGCCGCUGCCGGCCCACUUCUCCGGCGAUCGCAGGCAGUACCACGAGUUCAUCGUGCUCUGCCAACUGACGCUACAAAGCUACCCAAGGAUGUUCUACAACGACCGCCUGCGAGUGGGGUACAUCAUCUGCCACCUCUCGGGAAUGGCCUUAGAAUGGGCCAAAGCUCUGGUGCAGGAAGAGAGCCCCCUGAUUGGAGACUUUCCGGCCUUCCUGGAGGCCAUGUCGGAUGUGUUCGAGUACCGGCAGGCACUGCGUGUGGCGGAAGAGGCCAUGUUCAACAUCAGGCAGGGGGACCGCACUGCCAUCGACUACAUCACUGAAUUCCAGGGCCUGGUACCCACCUUGGGCUGGCCAGACGAAGUCUUGCAGGCCCACCUGUGCCAGGGGCUCAACGAGGAGAUCGGGCACUAUCUGUUCCGGGUCCCUCAGCCGGAUUCGCUGGACAGUCUGAUCGUGCUCAUCCUUCAAAUAGAAGAAAAGCUGGCAGAGAGAAGGGCGAUGUUCAGGCUGCCCCCCGAGGCCCGCCCACGGAACCUGACCUGGACCGGCUCACCUGCUCCGGAGAGGUGGAUGGUCAGCAGCUGGCUGCCCUGUAAAGUCCACCCCACCAUUGACCGCGACCAUCUCUUCCUGCUGCUCCUGGUGAGAGUGAACCCCUACCAAAGCGUGGCGGUUCAGGCCCUGGUCGACCCAGGCACAGGCGCCAACUUCAUGGAUGAGAGGUUUGCCCAAGAGCACUACGUUGAGCUCUACGAGAAGCCCUACCCACAGCCAGUCCAAACCACGGAUGGCUCGCUGAUUGGCAACGAACCUGUCUGGCUCUACACUGAACCCCUGGUGUGCAUUCACCAGAACCACCAGGAGUCCAUCGAAUUUGACAUAGUUCCUUCACCCAACUUCUCUGUGAUAUUAGGCGUCAACUGGCUCCGAGUCCACAGCCCCGAGGUCGACUGGAUCCAAGGCCGCUGCACCUUCCACUCUCCCUACUGCCUGAAGAACUGCUUCCACCCGCCCCCACCAUGCAUCGCGCUGGAAAGACAUGCCAUAAGCCUGCUGCCCGGACUGCCGCCCCUGUAUUCCGACCUGGCCGACGUGUUUAACCCGAAGGAAGCUGAUGAUGAGACUUCCGACCAGCCAAGCUCAGACGGAUCCGAUGAUCUUUCUGAAUCAGAGCCCUCUGAGCUUCAGCAGGCUGGAGACAGUGAUCACAGCGAGACCUUUUACGAAUGUCCCUCCACCGCGCCGUGGGAACCUGUGGGUGCCAGGAUGCAAGGGCAAGCCAGGCUGCGGGAUGCAUACUGGGACCUGCAGGACAUGCUGACCAACAGACAGGACUACAUACAGAUGAUUCCAGAACUGUUUGACCAGUUACACGGAGCUACAUGGUUCACAAACCUGGAGCUGCGUGGGACCGUUGUGGAGAAAAGCAUGAACAUACACCAAGCAGAAGACGUAUGGAGGGCAGCGUUUGGUCUGGAGCUUCAAGAGAUGGAGAGCUACCAGCCCUUCCUGAGAUCCUCAGACCCUGUCAUCCCUCAGAGCGUGAUUCACUUCAUCCUAAAGGACAUGCUGGGCUACUUCGUGCUCUCCUACGGGCAGGAUGUCCUGGUCUACUCAAUGAGCCAGGAGGAACACCUGCAGCAUGUCCGCCAAGUCCUCGUCCGCUUCCGGCAUCACAAUGUCUACUGCUCACUGGACAGAAGCCAGUUCCACCGACACACUGCCGAGUUCCUAGGAUUCGUCGUGACCCCCAGAGGGGUGAAGCUGCAUAGGAGCAUCGUGACCACUGUCACGGGCUGCCCCACCCCUGGCUCUAAGAAGUCCCUGCGACACCUCCUGGAGUUCAUCUUCCCCUACCGGCACUUCGUGGAGCGCUUCACCAUCAUCACAGAGCCCCUGGUGAGGCAGGUGCUGACCAGCCGACCGUUCUUCUGGGGAGACGAGGAGCAGGAGGCCUUCGAAUGCCUAAAGCGGGCUUUCCGCAAGGCGCCCCUUCUCCACCACCCCAAGCCCCAGAACCCAUUCUACCUGGAAACAGGCGUCACCAAGACGGCUCUGCACGCCUCCCUGAUCCAAACAGAUGACCAAACUGGCAGGAAAGUGUCCUGCGCUUUCUACUCGCGAAACAUCUCCCCUAUUGAAGUCAACUACUCUCAGCUGGAGAUGAAGAUUCUUCCUGUAAGGGCUGCCUUCACGGUGUGGUGCCGCUACCUGGAGAACACCGAGGAGCCCAUCAUGAUCCUUCUCAACACAGAGGAUCUAGCCUCUCUGAAUAAUGACAGGCUCACCGUACUUCUCCCUGGGCAUUGGGUCUUCUUCUUCUCCCACUUCAACUUUGACGUCAUGGAGCAGCCAGAAACACACGGUGGCCACCCCCUGCCACCAGUGAGGAACCUGGCCCGAAGAGCUUUCCGGCAAAGCCCCGCGGUCCGGCCACUGAUACUUCUUGCCACGGGAGGGGCCCCCAGGGACCAGCUCCUGCUGGAAUCCGGGGAAGAAGAGGAGAAUGAAGAUGCACGUCGCCAGGACGAGCCAAACGGGCAGAAUCUCCAGCAGGAGUUUCUGGCUCUGAUUCCGGCCGACCAAAUACUCAACAGCUUCCUGGCCCAUUUCAGCAUAGCCCAGAUCAGGGCAGUCAUUCUGCAUUUCUUCCGAGGCCUCCUGUUCUGGAAGAACACCCUGGCGGUGGCGGCACUCCUGGUGCUGCUGAAGCCGAGGCAGUGCCUGGCGCUGCUGCCCACGCCCACCCCGGGGGUGGCUGAGCCCCCAUCACGGCACUUGCUCCGCCUCAUCCUGGACUCGUCCCUCAUCACGGGCAGCGAUGUCACCACCACCAUUGCCCAGAUGCUCACCCAGAUGUCCCCUCUCAGGGGCGCCCACGCCGUCCCAGCCCAGGAGCUGGCCGAGCUCUUCCUGGGCCCUGGCCGCUGGCACGGCACCCUGCUCCCCACCGCCCACCACGGCCAGCACUUCACGUCCAGGUUCUGGGCCGUGCUGGGUGAGUUCUUUGGCAUCAGAGCUGCCCUGCAAGAAGGUACCCUCCCGCCCCUCCCACGUGGGACCCGCUACCUGGAGCUGCACGUCGUUGGUGAACGUGUCGUCUUGCGAGAAGCCCUGCAAGACGACCUGCAACGUUACCGUCAGUGUGGCCUGCAUGACGGCCUGCAAGACACCUCGCAGGACGCGCAGCAGCACGACGCGCAGCAGGCCCCGGGCACCGGCCCCGCCCCGGCACUGCGGCCCCGCCGACGCCCCACCACGGACACCGAGGUCCUCACCUUCCUGAGCAACCGCCUGCUCUACAUCCGCGGCGCCGACGGGCAGCGCAGCCUCAUCAGCCGGGAGCUGGCGGCCAGGGCCCUGACCCGCCUUCUGACCAUGAUCUACGAGCACGUUGCCCCUGCCGAGGAGGGAGCAACGGUGGAAGAACUGCCGAGCAGCGACGAGGACGUGGGCCUUGACUGAAGCCACCUGCUCCCCAGCGACGGCCCCUCCUCCCUCGGCCCGACGCCCCACCACUUCUCCCUCCAGCCUCCCCGGGCCUCAGCCAGCUUCACGCACACCGUGCCCACUUCCUGCCACUACUGACCCAAGGGAAACCCACUUGUGAAGGGCAAAAAAUUUCUUCAACUCAUCAACCAGCAACAUCAUCUGUGCCAGCGGGACUAGCCAGCCGUCAGAGACCCAGAGUUAGCUCAGGGCCACACAGUCACAAUCCUGUCUCAAUUCUCCAGGUCCCAGGCCUGCAGCCGGGAGGGAGAUCGAUGAGGAGAGCGCCCUGAUGAGAGAAAUGAGCCCAUGACCCAAGGCCAGGUGAAGAGUCAGGCACAGCAGAUGCAGCCAAGCAAGCAGAUGCCAGGGGCCCACCCCCCGGAGCGACGAGCGGCCCCCUGUGCCAUCCUGGGACACUGACCUCGGCUGCUCCACUGCCUUCUUCUACCUCCACUCCGGUGCUCCUGCUCCCCUGGCCCCCGCCCUCCCACCCCACCCCACCCCACCACCUUGUGCUGUGCUGUGAUGCCUCCCGGACCCCCAACGCAAAGCCAGCCCACCCGCACCCCCCAGUCUCGCCCGGCACCCUCCACACUGAAUCUGCCUGACCCUGAGCUGACUCUUACCUGGACCGUGCCACUCCACAGAACAUCCCGACGUACCAGAACUUACCGGACUUGCAUCCAGGGAGGCCUCAGGGCUCCCAGGACACAGAUGACGUCACCCAGCAGGGGUCCCUUCCCCCUGCUCAGCACUGACAGCACAGGGGCCCAGAGGCCCGCCACAAGGGGAAGGGCCCCCAGCAGACUGCUGGGCAGCGGAGAGAGCUCCUACCAGACCACCUCUUUCUGCCACAGGAAGGAGACCACCCACCUUCCACCCCUUUCAUUUUUUUGUACUCCCAAAAUAAACCAGAAUAAAGAUUA
Messenger RNA from Manis pentadactyla (Chinese pangolin), 5336 nucleotides. It is a transcript of the gene RTL1, whose product is annotated as retrotransposon Gag like 1. NCBI's taxonomy places the organism in Eukaryota, Metazoa, Chordata, Mammalia, Pholidota, Manidae. The record is from RefSeq and is a predicted model, not a curated record. The coding region runs from base 211 to 4383 and encodes 1390 amino acids. The transcript has 2 exons.